AUCAACUCCCUGCUUACUCCAAGAACACAACCUUCCGCUGUCCCGCAUAUUCGCGUCUGGGAAGAUGGAAUGCCUGAUAUUGGCGGUGUGUCUUGCCAUGGCUGACAUGCCUAAAUAUCCGUGCCCCAUCCUAGCGUUAUUUGGUCCCUAGAAUGAUCUGGGGUAUUCUUAAAUAGCUUGAUUUCCUAUGUUAGAUCCACUACGUUCUCCUUUCCAUCCGCCUCGGUCCUAAUAGCUAUUCGUUUUGCUUACUCUUCUAAACCUGAGCAAGAUGGCAGCACCUAACACAGUCCCUACACUCUCUCUUCACGUGACGAUCACGAUAGCACCUGAAAAUGUGACGAAAUUCUUGGAAGCUCUCAAGCCAGCUUACGAUGCCGUCAUUGCCGAGCCCGAAUGUACGUUCUUCGAGGUCUACCAGUCGGCGGAAGAACCCGGCGUGUUCAAGUUUGUGGAGAACUGGAAGGCGACGAGGGAGUGGAUGAUAAAUGUCCAGUUCAAGAAGGACUACUACAAGCCCUAUCUUACGAUCACAGAACCGAUAUAUAUUAAACCGCGAGAACAUGAGAUUUACGAUUGCAUGCCAGGGAAAGAUUGGGUGUAUGUAUCCAAAGAGAUGGCGGCUUGAAAUACCUCGUGGAAUUUCGAUCGCGAAACUAGCUCCCUGGGUGAAAUGUUCUAAAUGAAGAUAAAUAUACAUACAAGAGCAUUCCCCAUACUCACACCCUUCAAUCCCGGAUAAUAGGUACUUACUCCACCACCUAAUCACCUUUCCAUACAUGUAGAACACAAAUGGCACAGGCACCAAUAAC
Molecule: messenger RNA, 812 nt
Organism: Lindgomyces ingoldianus
Lineage: Eukaryota; Fungi; Ascomycota; Dothideomycetes; Pleosporales; Lindgomycetaceae
Exons: 2
Coding region: 272-628 (118 amino acids)
Molecular function (GO): catalytic activity
Source: RefSeq, a predicted model, not a curated record